AUUGAAGAGUGUGCGUAGCAUUUCAAAUUUGAAACUGCAUACAGACUAAAACAUAUACAAAGCAAAGAUUGAAAUAGCAGCAGCGGCGACAUAAUACUUCGAUUCUGAAUGAAAUUUAGUUUGCCUAUUCUUCAAUAUACAAUACAUACACAUAUUACAUAUUUCUGUUCUUGUUUCUGUGCUUAGUUUUUUUCUUCUUAUGUUAUGGUGUUGAUUUGUGUAGUGGAUAGAUCAAAACGAAAAAAAAACAUACCGAGAGAAAGAGAACGGAAUGUUUAACCACAGCGUAAAACAUUGAUUUAUUUCAGAAAACUAUUUACAAUCGUGCGGUGAUUGAAUUGUGAACGCUUUGUGAACGUUUCAAUAGAGUUUUAUUUAUUCUUUUUCUCUGCUAUCUCAUGUGCGGCAUUUGUGAGUUAAAAAUAUUUCUACAAUUGCAAAUUUUUGUUCCAGUGAAAUAAAUGAAAUGUAAAAAAAUAUUAAUUCCAUUUUGAUAUAAGUGAAAAAUUGAGUGGAAUCCAUAUAUUACCUGUAAAGAGGGACAUACAAAAUAUAUGUUCAAGUGAAAUGAACUAAAAAUGAGUAUCACGAAGAAAUUGGGAAAAUUAAAAUGAUACACAGAACAAGCACAGAUUGAAUUUUACAACUUGAUUGAGAAAGAGUGAAGCAUCAAAAUAAUGACUGAAAAAAUAGUGUGAGAGAGACGAAACUUGUUUAUGGUUCCGAAGAGUGCAUCAAAAUGGACUAAGAUUGUCUAGUGUAAAUGCAGGAAAAAUGGAUUAACAUACGCCUUUGAAAUAAAUCCGUCCCAAACAUUUUGCGAAGAACAAAAACAACAAAUCCGACGCAAACCGUUGCACCAAUUGACAAACAAAUUGACGAGAAAAAAGGAAGUAAGAAAAUUUCGUGGACAUUUUUUUUAAUUGGAAAAGAAAAGAGAAAUAGAGAACGAGUAAAUGAGACAAGAAAAAGAAGCCGGAGAAAAUUUCGAGAAGACUGCGUUUUUUAUAUCUACCUGUCAACAGCAAAAGAAAGUCACAGAAAAUACAACGACAUUAGAGUUACAAUCGCCGUCAUUAUUAUGGAAUUUUAAAAUUCAACCUGAACUAAAAAUACGAUAUUUUUUGCUAGCCAUAUUCUCAUUAUUACCAACUAUUCACAGUAAUUUUAACACAUUCACUAAGAUUAUGAUGUUAGACAGCCGGCGAAAAUCAAUCAUAACGCUUUUUAUUUUAUUGAUUAUCUGUAUGAGCAUUGCAUCCAGCGAUGCAACACCAAACAAACAUUUCGCUAGUACAAAGACUAAGAAGGUGACCGCAGCAGCCGUUGCUGAUACAAGUGUUCAACAGUUGUCAUCGACAGCCACAUCGAUUUCAUCGCCAAACUAUUUGUACACACCAAAUAGACAUUUACAUAAAUCCACACAUGUAACAAGGUCGGUGUCACUGCCCGUUACAUCAUCUGAUGUUUUAGCUCAAUAUACAUUGCCAAAUGGUAGUUACUUCACUCACAUGACAUUCGAUCAACGAAAUUCAAACAUCUAUGUCGGUGCAUCAAAUCGAAUUAUAAAACUUGACUAUAAUUUGUCGGUUACUGGAAUUGCAAUUACAGGACCAAAACCCGACAAUCCAAUGUGUCAUGGUGUUUGUUCCGAUGAUAUGGAAACGCACGAAACGAUAAAUCAUAAUAAAAUUUUGGUAGUAAACGAAGCUGGAUCCACUCUCAUUACAUGUGGAAGUGUAAUGCAAGGUUCAUGUACCAUUUAUCCAACAGAUAAAUUUCCAAAUUCACCUGAAUAUAAAGACAUUCCGCUUGCAGCUAACGAUGAACAUGCAUCGACAUUGGCAUUCAUUGGACCAUCACGAUACACAUCCUGGAAUAAAGAAGAUGUUUUGUAUGUUGGCGCAACAUUUACCAAUGUUGGUGAUUAUCGACACGAAGUACCAGCAAUAUCAUCGCGUCGUUUGGAUGAUUUGGCAUUUGCAGAAUUCUCAUUUACUUCGCAAACCAUUUUAAACAUUGAUGUUAACCAUCGUGAUCACUUUUUAGUCGACUACAAAUAUGGAUUCAAUACUAGCGAAUAUGCAUACUUUGUGAUUGUACAGAAGAAAUCACAUUUGGUUGAAGAGGCCGGCUAUAAUACACGAAUUUCACGGGUUUGCGUUAGCGAUCCAAAUUAUGACAGUUACACAGAAAUCACAUUACAAUGCAAGAAACGACUCAGUACAAAUGAAAACGAUAUUGAUACUGCUGAAAUUAAUUAUAACAUUUUACGCGAUGUAAAAGUUACACCGGCCGGUCAACGUUUGGCACAACAAAUGGGCAUCAAACGUGAUGAUCUUGUUUUAGUCACUGUUUUUUCACCAUCAAAAGAAAUUACGAACGAACCACAAGCCAAAUCAGCAGUUUGUCUAUAUAGUUUGAAAGACAUCGACGAAACAUUCACCGAAAACAUUCACAUGUGUUUCAAUGGAACUAUUAAAGAUCGAAAUAUGGGAUAUAUUUCAGGAACGAUUAACGAUGGAAAAUGUCCAAUUGUUGGGUCUACUGGAAAUGUCUAUAACUUCUGUAAUGUAGGCUUGAAAAUAAGCGGGGUAUCGCCAAUAGUUGCUUAUUCUCUCUUUGAUUUUGAAAAUGAGUCGAUAACUUCAGUAACUGCAGCUUUGACGGGGCCCCAUACUCUUGCCUUUUUGGGAACAACCAAUGGUCGGAUUAAAAAAGUACUGAUAUCUGGUCAGGAUCUUGGUGAAUAUGGUGAAAUUGAAAUUGACUCAGGCAAUGCUAUUCUACCCGAUACUAUGAUGUCCCCGAAACAAGACUAUUUAUAUGUAUUGUCCAAGCAAAAGAUUACAAAAUUGCGUGUGGAGCAUUGUAGCGUUUAUACAAACUGUUCAAGCUGUUUGGAAUCACGGGAUCCAUUUUGCGGGUGGUGUUCUUUAGAGAAAAAGUGCACGAUACGCAAUGCAUGUCACAAAGAUUCAUCAAAUCAACGGUGGUUGUCAUUAGGAACAGGUCAUCAGUGUAUUGAUUUUGAAAUGGUGUUACCAAAUAAAAUUCCAAUCAAUAAAAUGACUAGUGUACAACUUGUAAUAAGAAUACUUCCAGAGUUGCCACCGAAUGCAAAGUACAAAUGUGUGUUUGGAAAUUCGACGCCGAUCGAUGCAAAUGUUUUAGAAAAUGGUUUAUCAUGUCAAACGCCACCACUUAAUAAUCGUCCAACUAUUCUAGCUCAAAGUGAUCAUGUCUUAGUUCCGCUUAGUGUGCGUAGCUCAGAAACGAACAAAGAUUUCGUUUCGCGAAGUUUUGCAUUUUUCGACUGUUCACGACAUGACACGUGCCGUAAAUGUGUGCAAAGCGAAUGGAAUUGUAAUUGGUGUCUUUACGAUAAUCGUUGCGUACAUAAUUCAACAACCUGUCGUAGUACAGCAAGUGUCAUUAGUCAAUCAUCGUCAUGUCCGCAUUUUAAGCCAAACGUAAACAAUGAGCCUAUUCUAUUGGCAAAUCAAGUUCCAAAAGAAAUUUGGUUGGAAAUUGAAAAUCUGCCGCGUCCGCAAAGUUCACACACUGGAUUCUCGUGCAUUGUCAACAUUGAAGGAGCCCAUAUGUCAUUACCAGCUAGAGUCGAAUCGAAGAAAUUUAUUGUUUGUGAAAAGACAACAUACUCAUAUGAAGCGCUCACGAAUGAAUAUGAAGCGCGCGUUGAUAUUCUUUGGAAUCGUAACCACUAUAUCGAUACUGUGCCAAUAAUUUUAUAUAAAUGUGAUGUUUUAGGAUCUCAUCGUGAACAUGCUGAUUGUUCGUUAUGCGUCACAAGAGCAUCGAAAUAUCAGUGCACUUGGUGCGGCAACACUUGUAUGUAUAAUGAAACCUGUGGAGUUGGAAUGGCCGUUAAUGAGUGCCCACGUCCAAGAAUUGAUAUGAUAAAACCGUUGAGUGGUCCAAUGGAAGGAGGUACAUUAAUAACGAUCGAAGGAAGCAAUUUGGGAAUACGCGCCGAAGAUGUACGUGACAAUAUUCGCAUUGGAAAUAUUCCAUGUGAAUUGAUCACGUAUGAAAUUUCGGUUAAGAUUGAAUGUCGUACGGGGUCGGCUGGUUUUGAAAUGUUAGCACCGAUUAAAGUUGGAAAUGAAGCCGGAUUUACAGAAUCAAGUGUACAAUUCUCCUAUAAAGAUAUUCAAUUGGAUGGAUUAUUACCGCAACGAGGUCCACAAAGCGGUGGAACUAAAUUAUCAAUUAUUGGAAAAUGGUUAAAUAUUGGUUCAAGUAUUACGGCAUUUUUAGAUAAUUAUGAGUGUUCAGUUAAUGGAAGUCAAGCAUCUUCAUCGCAAAUAACAUGCACAACAUCGGCAGCACGGCAUCCACAAGAAAUUCGUGAAUUGACACUCAUCAUUGAUAACGCUAAUCGUACGUACACAUGCCGAAAUACACCAUCUAGUGUAUCAAAUAUUGAUUCAGACUCUGAUUUUGAUGUCACCAAAGGUUAUAAUGGAUACUCUGAUAUUAUUGGAUGUAGUAUAUUUAACUAUACAACCGACCCGAAAGUAAUGCAAAUUAAGCCAUUGAAAAGUUUUUCGAGUGGUGGUCGAAUGAUCACUGUACAUGGAACGAAUUUGGAUUCAAUUCAAAAGCCAGAAUUAGAAGUAUUUUUCGAUAAUGAACUCGUGAAUAAAUCCAUAUGUACAGUGAUCGCAUCAAAUCAAAUGGAAUGCCCAUCCCCAGCAGUAAAUGAUAAAUUCAAUGAAUACCGUCGCGAUAUUGAAACGCUACAGCAACAAAUGGCCGUGGCAAUACCAACCGCAUCACUUGAUAAAUUACCACAUAUGAAAACGUUACCCGUUGAACGACGAAAGAGACAAAAUUCAUAUUCAGAUACAUUAUAUACCACAAUUAGUUACUAUACAUCAGCAGCUGCAUCAACCGCUUGGUCAACACCAAUCAGUAGCAUUUAUGUGGAUGCAAUUGGGGCCACUUCACCAACAGCCUUGGCUAGUACGAGUUCUGAGGUUGAAAGUGACCUUAGUACGAGCAACGAUAUACCGGCAUCAUUGAAAAUCCAUGAAACGCAGCUAUCGUUGCAAGUUAGUUUUGUAAUGGACAAUGUUCAAUCGGUGCGAGAUUUAGAUAAACACUUUCAAAAUUUACGUUCGACCAUUAUUUAUGUUGAUGAUCCAGUUUAUUUUUCGUUUCCGAACAAUUUGAAACUAUAUAAAGGCGAUACGCUCGUGAUUGAAGGUGAAAAAUUAAAUAUUGCCAGCGAUGAAACAGAUGUUAGUGUCACUAUUGGACAAAAGCAAUGUAACGUUACUAGUUUGGCAUUGACACAAUUAGUUUGUACGCCACCAGAACAACAACCAGAACCAACUGAUGAACUUGGAAUCGAAACGUCAACAUAUUUACCAUUAGUUGUUGUACACGUCGGUCGAAGUCUUCGCUUCCCGAUUGGAUAUUUAAAAUACGAAUUGCUCAAACCAUACACAUUUUCACAUGCAAUAGUUGGCAUUGCCAUCGGAUGUGCCAUCAUUGUUUGUCUAUUAUUUAUUAUUUUAAUCGUUUAUCGACGAAAAUCAACUCAAGCUGAACGAGAAUAUAAGCGAAUUCAAAUCCAAAUGGACACACUCGAAAGCAAUGUCCGAAUGGAAUGUAAGCAAGCAUUUGCCGAAUUACAAACGGACAUAGGUUUAACGGCCGAUUUGGAAAAUUCUGGCAUACCAACCCUUGAUCACAUAAACUACAUAAUGAAGGUGUUCUUCCCGGGCGUAUCAGAUCAUCCGAUCUUAAAUUCGCCAAAACUACGAAUUCAGACAUCAAGAACAAACUAUGAUACCGCCAUGAUCCAAUUCGAACACCUCAUCAAUAACAAAGUAUUUUUGCUUACAUUCAUCGAUACACUUGAAGCACAGAAAUCAUUCAACAUUCGCGAUAAGGUGAACGUUGCGUCGCUUUUAAUGAUUGUGCUGAUGAAUAAAAUGGAUUAUGCAACGGAUAUUCUCAAGUGUUUGCUGUUGCGUCUAAUUGAUAAAUCAGUUAUAACAAAACAUCCACAAUUGAUGUUGCGUCGUACUGAAAGCGUUGUAGAAAAAAUGCUGACAAAUUAUAUGGCAAUUUGUAUGUAUGAUUACUUAAAGGAUUAUGCUGGUUCCAGUUUAUUUUUGCUUUUCAAAGCGAUUAAACAUCAAAUUGAGAAAGGUUUAGUCGAUGCUGUAACGCACGAAGCUCGUUAUUCAUUAUCCGAGGAAAAGUUAUUGCGUGAACAAAUUGCUCAUAGCGUGGUGACUUUGCAUAUUGUUCAAGAGGAUUUAGAUGAGAAGAUUCAGUGUAAAGUACUGGAUUGUGAUACAAUUUCACAAGUUAAAUCAAAAAUCCUAGAUCAUUUAUUUAAAAAUACUCCAUUUUCAAUGCGUCCAUCAAUACAUGAAGUAGAUUUGGAAUGGCGUCACGGCCGCGGUGGUCAUUUAACUUUACAAGAUGAAGAUUUAACCACAAAAACAAUCGGCGUACAAUGGAAACGUUUAAAUACAUUGGCUCACUAUGGUGUAAAGGAGUCAGCAGUUAUGUCAUUAAUUGUGCGGCAAACAAAUACUGAAAUUUACAAUAACUCAUACAAUGCAAAACAACAUCAAACACAUGGAUAUUACAUUAAUAAUUCACAGUCACACAUAAUUAUGAAUAAUGAUUUAGACGGGCUGCAAUCACCAGCAGUAUCUGGUGUACGAUAUUUCCAUUUGGUUAAACCGAUGGUGUUCUCGGCAAAUAUGGACGAUCAUCACUUGAACAUAAAAAAUAUGGCAAUGUCUAUUGGUGUAUUGGGUAGCCAAGGAAUGCAAAUUCUUGGCUCAGCCGGCGUUAAUGAUCGAAGCGCGAAUAAAACAAUUCCAGAAAUUUUUCUAACAAGAUUACUCGCCACCAAAGGAACUAUUCAAAAGUUUGUCGACGACUUUUUCCAAACAAUUCUAACGGUGAACGUAGAUCUACCGCCAGCCGUCAAAUGGCUUUUUGAUUUGUUGGAUGAGGCUGCACAUCGUCAUGGAAUCGUCGACAGUGAAAUUAUUCAUGCAUGGAAAUCAAAUAGUUUGCCAUUGCGAUUUUGGGUUAAUUUCAUCAAAAAUCCUGACUUUAUUUUUGACAUCAAUAAAACAUUAACGGUUGAUGCAUGCUUAAGUGUUAUCGCACAAACAUUUAUGGACUCAUGUUCCACCACCGAACAUCGCUUAGGAAAAGAUUCACCGAGUAACAAAUUACUCUUUGCAAAGGAUAUCCCACAAUAUCGGGAAAUGGUGAAGCAAUUUUAUCGUGACGUAGCUCAACUUCCACAAAUCAGCGAUCAUGCCAUAAGUAGCAGUAUGCAACAACUCUCAAUUAACGAUGAAUUCGAUACGAUCGCUGCAUUGAAAGAACUUUACAUUUAUGUGACCAAAUACAGGGAUCAGAUUCUCGAUGCAUUGAACAAUGAUACAAACUGCAUAAAAGGUCAUUUGGCUCAUAAACUAGAGAAUGUCGCAUGUACACUUGAAGGUGAAGAGACGUCCGCCUGCUGACAAGAGUCGCAACCAGCCAAACCGGCGCCACAACAAACGAACAAAUUUCGCGGCCAUCAAAGCAAUACAACAAACCGAAGGCGUCGCAGGUCUGGUAUAGCAGGUAUAGAAGAUACUGAUUUAGGCGAAGAAGCGGAUGAUGAUUCAUCUUCGCGCAAAAGUGAUAGAAGCGAAGAUAGUGAUUUCGAAAUAGAUGAUAUUUACAUAAAGAAACAGUUAAUUUUCGGCAACAAGUAAAUAACUAAAACGAAAUGGAUCAAUAAAGCGAAUGCUCCAAAACAUACAAAAUUCCACCUUCAAAUACAUACACGUUUAUGCUAAGAUAAUAUUCUACUCAUUAUACCUAAAUGUAUACAAAUGUCUUUUGUUUAACUUUAAAAACAUGUGGUUAUAAGCUAAACGAUUUGUUUUCAUCAAGCAGAUAUUCAAUUUUAAAUUAUAUAUAAGACUUAAUCGAUAGAAAGAUGAUAAAGUUGUGGUGUCACGAAAUGGUUAUGAAACAAAUAACAGAAAAUGAUUUGUUCAACAAAAAUCUAUGUAUUUAUUUAUAGAUAUAUUAAUUGUAUAAAGCCCCACAUUUACAUCUGACUUUUAAAAGGACGCAAAAGCACACAACAAAAUCGUCGUUCAAGUGAAUUUCAUCGAAUCAUUUUACCAUAUUUUAAAUUAAGCUAAAAAAUAUGCUCACAUUAUAUUACAAAUUACAACAAACUUUGAUCGAAAUCAAGUUUUAUUAGAAAAUUCAAUAUAUUUUUACUCUAAACUUAUAAAUAAAAACGGUGAAUUCAAAUA
Molecule: messenger RNA, 8327 nt
Organism: Contarinia nasturtii (swede midge)
Lineage: Eukaryota; Metazoa; Arthropoda; Insecta; Diptera; Cecidomyiidae
Gene: PlexB
Product: plexin-B
Exons: 16
Coding region: 957-7535 (2192 amino acids)
Biological process (GO): motor neuron axon guidance; positive regulation of axonogenesis; regulation of cell shape
Cellular component (GO): semaphorin receptor complex
Molecular function (GO): protein binding; semaphorin receptor activity
Source: RefSeq, a predicted model, not a curated record